CCACUACAUCCACUCCAUCAAGCGUAUCACGGAGGGCUUUGAGGGACUGGGGAGGGUGUUCUUCGGUUCGGACUCCACCGGGGGUUUGGGGUUCGGGAUGAAGGUCAGUGACACCACCUUCGACGGCGUCCAGGUGCGCGUGUACGAGCCCCCCGCCGGAGGUGAGGAGCUGAGGAGGGCGGUGCUGUUCUUCCACGGCGGGGGGCUGGGCCCUGGGCAGCGCCAAAAAGGGUCAUAUGACACCAUGACUCGGAUAAUGUCUGAUGAGCUGAACGCUGUGGUGGUCUCUGUUGAGUAUCGUCUGUAUCCAGACGUGCAUUUUCCUACGCCGUAUUUGGACUGCCUCUCUGCUGCCAAGUACUUCCUGUCCCCUGUGGUUUUGACCCGCUACUCGGUGGACCCCCAGCGCGUGGCCGUGUCAGGAGACAGCGCCGGGGGGAAUCUGGCUGCCGCGGUCGCUCAGCAGAUCGCCACGGACGACAGCGUGAGUGUGAAGUUCAGCGUCCAGGCGCUGAUCUACCCGGUGCUCCAGGCUCUUGACUUCCACACCCCUUCCUACCAGCAGAACUACGCCGUGCCCAUCCUCUACCGCUCCCUCAUGGUCAAGUUCUGGCUCCAGUACUUCAGCGCCGACCCGUCCCUGUUGCCCGUGCUGUUGGCCAACAACCACAGCUCCCCGCAGCAGUCCGCCAUCACCCCCGAGCUCUGGGCGCGGUUGGACUGGACCACCCUGCUCGCCCCGAAACACAGGAAGAACUACGAACCGGUGGUCGUGGAGACGGCGUCGCGGGGCGUGUUGAAGGAGGUGCCGGAGCUGCUGGACGUGCGGGCCUCGCCGCUGUUGGCGGGGGCGGAGAAUCUGGGCAAAUGCCCGCGGGCGUACAUCCUGACGUGCGAGUACGACGUGCUGAGGGACGACGGCCUGAUGUACGGCCGGCGCUUACGGGACGCCGGCGUGACGGUCACCAGCGACCACUACGAGGACGGGUUCCACGGAUGCUUGACCUUAUCGUUCUGGCCCAUGUACUUUGAUGUGGGCGAGAGGGCACGGAGGGGCUACAUCAACUGGCUGAAGGAAAAUUUGUGAAGGGGCGUGUGUGUGUGUGUGUGUGUGUGUGUGUGUGGUAAAAUGUACAAUUGAAGUUCAAGGCUCGUAUGACGAUACACGCAAGGCAUCAGGGCCACUCGCAUGGUUUACAGCUCUAACACACACGUGCAAGUCUCCUCUUUACGCCUAUCCGCAUGGCAAAGCCUUUACUUUUCAUCCGUGAGGAGUCGCCACACGGUCAACAACAUGGAAACAUGUAAAGACAGUUUAUAACAAGAGCUUAAGAUGUGUGCCCCGUUAGCUUGUUCUGUGUCGUCGUUUCCGGGUAGCCUCGCCUCUUCCGGUUUCCGCCGGAACGCAGAUGGAGGAUCAGUCUCGCGGUAAACGCGCAGAGCGAAUCCUCGCCGUGAUCUACGGGGCAGACCGGAGCUCCCAUUGCACAACACUUGACAAAUACGAUUUCUACUGUUCACUGGCGUCUUUUCUCACGCACCUCCUUCAGCAGCCCCUGGGAGCUCUCCCACGACGAGUCCACCGGAUAGACUGCAUGCUCGUGGAGCUAUUAAAACACACACACGCGCACACGAGUCGAUCUGGGUGUUUGUCAGGGUACACUGGGUCCAUCCCAUCAAUGCAGCAGAAAGUUUACGAGAGGCCUAAAGGUAUUAUUCGCUGUCUUAAUUGUCAUUAAAAGCAGAUGUAUUUUCAUUGUGUGUCCAGCCUUUGCAAGACUUGUAACAACACACGUCAAGCAACUGAACUCUUUAACGCCGAGCCGAGCGCGUAGUUGACCGAAGCUUCGGUAGUGCAAGUCACUCACACAGCCAGCUGCAGUCUCCUGUGAACCGCUGGAAACGCCGUCCAUCUGCGUCCGUUCAUAUUCCACUAAGGGGGGAGCCGUGCCAGCGUCUCUAUUUCACAUCCACACCCUCUCGCCGGGUAGAGAACGUCAGCAGCAUUUUUUUUAUCGUCCACCUUAGCAGCACAUUUCAACAAAAAAGAAAUUUUUUUUUUUAUUUUGGUGUGUUUCGAAUCAAAUUUACAUUAUUGACUGGAGCUGUUAUACAAUGCACCCCACUGGCAAAGCAGCGGGGGUCUGCAAUGUUUCACUUUGAGUUUUAUGUUGUAUUUUACGUCUUAAAUUUCCCUCGUGGGGAGCUACAGUACAUAGCCAACAAAUCAGCGGCACACGUCAGACGUAUUUCACCCUGUUUUGAGGCCGCGUUUCUGAGUGGAGGUGUUACGCCUACAGCGGUGCCCACAUAUAAGGACUGUUUUAAAUGUGUGGGUGUUGUAGUGCCCCGGAUCCAAGCAGCACACCCACUGGGGGAUGUGGAAGGUGUUUUAUGUAAUACACAUCAGCAGUGCUGAAUUUUUCCCUGUCCCGAAAAGAAUGGUGUGCAAACCGGACCGAGGCUAGAUUGCCUUUGAAAACACCUUUGCACAGUUUAUUUUGGCCUACUUAGGUGCCAGAUGGGCUCAUUGUGCGGGACAAAAGAUUGGGUGCCGCAAGUUCUGGACAAUCACAGGAAAGGACUUGAAAGUCAAUUCAAGUUUCUUUUUUUUUUGCAUGAUCGAAAAGUCAUGUGGUAGCACUUAGAUUGUCCUCGUGUGAUAAACAUCGGUUUCAACACAAAAGCGACAAGAAUCGCUUGCUAACACUGCGUGAUCUACUUACUUCGUGUCCACUGGGGAUACCGCUAGCGGCCUGUGAAAUGCAAAGUCUACAGUGUCCACAGUCAUUAUGUUUGCACUUGUGAUUUUUUUGUGUGUGGUUAUUUUUAGACAUUAUAUUCUUUCUGCUGCAAGUUAUCUCUUAAGGCGUUCUCAAACUUUCUUAAAAUAGGGGUUUUGUUAGAGAUCCAUCCGUUGCUACGGUGUAUUUUCACUUUCCAUUAAAGCUUAUUAUUGACUUGGAACAAA
Messenger RNA from Lampris incognitus (smalleye Pacific opah), 2971 nucleotides. RefSeq names its product neutral cholesterol ester hydrolase 1a (gene nceh1a). The record is from RefSeq and is a predicted model, not a curated record. Lineage: Eukaryota; Metazoa; Chordata; Actinopteri; Lampriformes; Lampridae. Gene Ontology annotation, molecular function: hydrolase activity.